GAAGGAAAAUAGAGAAGAAAUCGCAGUAGACAAAACAUUCAUACAUAGUAAUAUCAAAUCAUUGCACAGCAUUCAAAAUUGUAGUUUAUUAACAAUAUACAAGUGAGCAAGAUUUUCCUAUCGCUCGGCUAACAGUGUGAAAAGCAACGCGCAACAGAAUUGGCAAGUAACAGAGAAAAGAAAAAACGGACCGACGGACGGCAGCUAAAAACAAAGCGAGCGUCGUCUCCGCCUCUCCUACAACAUCAGAAAUAAAAGCGAGACGUCCCCAAUCCCCAAUUUGGUUUGGGAGAAAUCCAAGUGGAUUUAAUGCAUGCCUGCUUCUGUGCUUCUGUUGGAAUGUUUCGUGUGAUGCCUCUUUAAAAUCUAUACGUGCGGGUAACCCGCUAUUUAAAGGUCACACAGUAACAACGACACGUAACGGCUCAAGGUUCAAGGACGCGGUAGUGUCGCGUUUAAAGAGUCGAAGGCCUCAAGGCGGCCGGAAACCCCGCGCAAAACCAAAAAUCAAGUGCGGGCGCUGCGCGAACCGCCGUAUAAGUCGCAGCAGGUACACAUAUUUUAAAGCAAACCCUUACACAGCUCUUCAAACAGUGAAAGCAGAGGCCAUCGCUAUGGCUGUUAAGCAAAACAACGCGGAGGCAAACGAUGCUCAAGCCACAGGGAGCAGCAAUGCUGGUCAAGGAUCAGGUAGCCAACCUAACGUUAAGCCAUCAAUCAACACCUCGAAUGUCUCGGAUGAAGGCGGUGGUGGGCAGGAGCAAGCAGACGCAGCAGGCCUUGGCAACAAUUCGGAGGCGGGUGGUGACCAAGUCGAUAGCCAGAUGACAAGCGCGACAGCGAAUGGGGGGAUUAAGCAUGACAUACAGGAUCUGCUGGGCAUCAUCCAGACCAUUGAGCAGCAUGAUCAGCCUCAAUCGUUUGGCUCUCCGGGAAUGUUACGGGUCUAUGAACACGUUAUCUGCAGCCUGUCGCGUACUGAGGUGCGCAAUACGGCCGAAGACCUCAAGCGCUUUAAGGAGGACAUUGCCAAAGUAGGCGCUUUUCUGGCGAAGCCAAAUGAGAAGCGUUAUCUUAUUUUUUACCUACGCAUUGUCUAUGAAUUGAUUACGCAAGCAUCCUUUGAGCCGCCCACUUGUGCCGUGGCAAUUGUGUUUCAACUGUUCAAUCCAAACUCCAUCAUCGAGGCUGUGCAAUCGCUGCUUGAGCAGAACGUGCUGGACUCUAGCAUCCGCAAGACGGUCAACUUGUUGUGCGAGUGGGUACGCGUCUGCAAUUUCUGCCAAAAUCUGAAUCUUUGGGUCAUGGCGCUGCUGACCGGACUGCGGGAACAAGAGAAGUACCUCCUGCUAGACAAUAUAGCGCUGGAUAACAUCGAGAAGCUCUUCAUGCUAAUGAUAUUGCCCGCGUUACGUCCGAAGGUGGCGCCUAUUGUAUUCCACAUGCUGUCGACAAUCUAUCAAACGCCUGAGAUAUUCCACAAGAUAUUGCCAAAGAUACCCGGCGUUAUACGCUACUUAAAGCAGCAGUCCAACAGCAUGGACGAAUUUGGCAAUGAGUCACGCGCCUAUAUGCAGAAGUUGGUCGAUCUGACAAAUGCGCUCAUGUUACGCUUCAACGACAACGACGAUCUUUACGCACCAGUCAAGGCGGCUCUGCACAUGUACGAGCCAUCCUAUAACUAUGUGGCGCUUGCCCGCGCCAUGCACGAGAAUGCCCUGCCAGUGGGCCGACGCAAUGCCCGAGUGGGCCUUGUGAACCUUGGCAAUACGUGCUACAUGAACAGCGUUCUUCAGGUUCUGGCCAUGACCAACGACUUCAGCCGUCAAAUUCUUCUCAUCGAGAGCACCUCACCGCUGUUGCUUAAAGUACAGCAACAAAUUGCGCUGAUGCACCACUCGAUGCGAUACGAGCUGACACCAUCGCGCGUCCUUAGUGCAACACGUCCGCCUGGCUUCACGCCGGGCCUGCAGCAGGACAGUUCUGAGUUCCUAGGCUACCUUCUGGAUCUAUUGCAUGAGCACGAGAUUAACAAUCAGCACCACAAGCGCAAUGGUGCCGCCCAGCAAUUGGAGAGUGGGGAUGCGUCCCAGGCGGAGCCAGUGACGCAGACAGGCCCCAUUUUGGAUGAUGAGAUUGCUGCAUCUGGUGUCAUACCGUACAAUAGCAUGGAUAGUGAGAUCAGUGCUGCUCACAGCAACAAAAACAGCGGAAACUCUAACAAUACCAACAACAGCUCCUCAGCCACCACCACGUGCAGCGGCAGUAGUGUAGUUGGCGGGGGUAGCAAGGUGAACAACGCACUUACACCCACCAAAGGUACAACAAAUCACAACGAUAAAGAGCUGGUGCCUAAGAAACCGCCGUCGACAAUUGAUAAAACGUUCACAGGAAAACUAGCCACCACCUACAGAUGUUUAAAGUGCUCCUGGAAGAGUUGCAACGAAGACAGCUUUCGUGAGCUGCAGCUGUCCUUUCCGGACGACAAGGAAGACUGCGGAGCAACCAACUACUCGGUACAGGAUCUAAUCGAGUACUACUGCUCACCAGAGAAGAUGGAUGGGGAAAAUAAAUAUUACUGUCCGCGCUGCCAGAGCCUUUGCGAUGCCGAGCGACGCAUAGGGGUAACCCAAGCACCUCGCAAUCUUAUUUUAACGCUCAAGCAAUUUAAGUACGAUCAGAAAUAUCAUUUUCGUACUAAGCUUAUGCACAAGGUAUUCCACGACGAAAGUGUGACCGUCAAAGUGUGUGCCAAUGAUACACUCCAGGAGCUAUCCACCGUGCACUAUGAUCUGUAUGCGGGUGUUGUGCACUCGGGCUUUAGCAUGGACUCUGGUCACUAUUUCACCUUCGCUGCUGAUCAAUCAAAGAACUGGUACAAGUUCAACGACAGUUUGGUGACCAUAUCCCAGCCUGAAGAGAUGCACAACCUGACGUCGCCGAACACGCCGUAUAUUCUUUUUUACCAGAUGUGUGGGCGCUCGAAUGAGAUGUCCACGACAGGCUCGGCCCACACAAUGGUAACGGUACAAAUGCCGCAGCCGCUUACACUGGAGGAGUUGCCGCGAACGUUACGAGACUUUGUGCAGCAGGACAAUCGUGUGUACACUGAGGAACUGAAGCUACAACGUUUUAAGCACAAUACAAAGCGCGGAAAUGAGCGCAACGGUUAUGACGAAGAUCACUCACCGCCCCCUUCAGGUGGUUGUGGUGGCAAUGGGUUAGGCAUUAAUGUGAACCGGUUUGUUUAUUGAGUGCUGCAUGGGACUAAGGAGCGACAGAGCAUACGAUGCAGGCCAGGAGUUUUGGAGGCGGGGAUGCAGUCAUGUUCCAACGAAACACCACGUAAAUCAAAUGACUAGAACGGAAGAAAAUCUCAGCUAAAUCCACAACUAUAUGUAUAAAUGUAUAUACAUAUAUAUUUAAUAUAUAGAUGUGUGAUUUACAUACAUAUAUAUAUGCGUGGAUAUAUGUAUAAAAGAAAACCAGACGCAUAUAUUUGUUAAGUAUAUGCAAUCAUAUUUAAUAUUCGAAUCAAUCCAAGAUAUAUAUGUAUAUAUCUUUAUAUAUAUAUAUAUUAUUAAUAUUGCUACAUAAAAAUUGUUAGUCAGAUGUAUCUGUGUAAAUGUGUUGCUAAAAACUAAAAUAUUUCCGUAAGAUUUGAGUGCACCAUGUUCCUUGGGAGUUGAGGUCCGCUUAUUAAUUUGUAUCACUCCAUGCGCUAUUGUUGUCAUGUUCCUUAAACACCCACAUAAACUACAAUUGUAUAUCAUUCUAAAACCUUGUUAUGAUUUUAAAAGCAUUGUUUUUGUUAACACAAAUUUAUCUACAUAUACCAUACAUAUAUAUACAUAUAGAGUUAUAUUAAACAUAUAAACUAAUGUAGAUCAUACUCUGUAACUACUACUAACCAUUCAACUUCCAAAUCUGGCCUCCAAGUGCUGUAACAACACCUACCACUGAACCUAAUGUAUUUACUUUAGUCAUUUUGGCAUUAGAAAAUAACUACGCACAACUCGAAUUUUAGUGGACGAGUUGCAAUUGUGUUUGUAAAUUCAAAUUAAAUCCAAUGGGAGAACAGACGAAAAAUACCUUGUUGGAAACAAAAUUAAUGUUUGUAUAAAAAUAGUUAGUGAAUGCUCCCUUUUCGAAGGUACAUGUUUUUUUAUUAUUAUUUUUUGUGUGUGAAUUUAUAAAAUUUACUAAACUCACGAAUUUUUAAUGAACUGGAGAAAUUACCGCAAGAGUUUAAAACAUGGCAUGUCGAGGAAGAGAUUUGAAUAUUAUUGCAAUUAAAUUGGAAUAAUUUCAA
This is a messenger RNA of Scaptodrosophila lebanonensis, 4312 nucleotides long. It is a transcript of the gene DUBAI, whose product is annotated as ubiquitin carboxyl-terminal hydrolase 35. Lineage: Eukaryota; Metazoa; Arthropoda; Insecta; Diptera; Drosophilidae. Gene Ontology annotation, molecular function: cysteine-type deubiquitinase activity; cysteine-type endopeptidase activity. The record is from RefSeq and is a predicted model, not a curated record. Gene Ontology annotation, cellular component: cytosol; nucleus. The transcript is spliced from 4 exons. The coding region runs from base 615 to 3254 and encodes 879 amino acids. Gene Ontology annotation, biological process: protein deubiquitination; ubiquitin-dependent protein catabolic process.